Molecule: messenger RNA, 2254 nt
Organism: Elgaria multicarinata webbii
Lineage: Eukaryota; Metazoa; Chordata; Lepidosauria; Squamata; Anguidae
Gene: C23H19orf44
Product: chromosome 23 C19orf44 homolog
Exons: 8
Coding region: 1-1965 (654 amino acids)
Source: RefSeq, a predicted model, not a curated record
AUGCGGAGGCAGGAGAGCCGGAGCGCGGUGCUCGCCCGGGCCCAGGCCCACCUGGCGGGCAGGCGCGGCGCCGCGAGGGGGGCGCAGGUGACGUCACGCCCGGCCUUUGAAAAGCUGCAGGAUUGGGGCCCCGGGCGCAGGCUGCCCACGGCUGGGACCACUACCAGCAGCAGCAGCAGCAGCAGCCACGGCCUGCCCGUCCUCCGCAUGGCCAGCGACCUCAGCGACCUUUCCGAUGCUGCCAGCAGCAGCAGCAGCCGCCCGGGAGGGCAGAAGCCGGCGGAGGGCCUGAGCCUGGGGGAGACCACGCCUCCCCCGCGACCCCACAGCCGCUUCCUCAAGCAGAAGACCCAGAAGGCCCCUGCGGAUGUCAGGCCAGCGGGGCUCGAUCCUGCCGCGAGAGUGGGUCGCAGUGCUGCCCCCGCCGCAAGGCCGAGCGCCCUCCUCAAGAAGCUGGCGCAGAUCGAGGACAAGAUCCGGAGCCGGGAGCCCGGGCGCGACGUCACCCGGACGGUCUCCGUGCUGGAUGAAGAGACCUCCGUGAGUGAGUCCGUCCGCGACUCGCAGCCGAGGGCCGAAGGGCUCAAGUACCUGAAGAGGAAGGCCAGGCCACGGGAGGUCGGCCCCAGGGACGCUGACGGCGAGGAGAGACACGGGCGAGGGGCGGCCACGGAAUCCAGGGCGCAGCAGGGCCUCCCCGGAGCCACGCUUGGUGGAAAGGUACCUUCUCCUGCCAGGCUACGACCUUCUCUGCCUGCCCAGAGUUCCCUCAAGAUGCCCCCGCACCGCUCUCCCUCCCCUGCAAGCAGCAGCGCCCUGCCACCGAGAGUUCCCUCGCCCCCAACCGCUUCCCGGAGCCUGAGCUCCAUCGGCCCAAGGGGGCGGUCCCCGCCUGAGCACAGCCUCGUCCGGUCACUGGACGAGCUCUUCUCCGAAGCGGCUGGCACGCCCAGGGAGGCCUCCGGCAGUAGCAGUAGCAGCGACUUCAGAGUGAACAUCUUCAGCCUGGAGGACUUGGCCCCCAGCCCGGCCAGCCCGAAGGAAGGGCGGGAAGCGAAGGCAACGACGGCAAAAGCGGCUGGAAAGCCCACCAAGGGCCUGGGAGCAGCCCCGGCUCCUGCUGGCGUCGCCCGAAGCCCCUUUGCAGCCCCAAAGUUCUCUGUGGGGGAAGCCGCGACCCAGGAGGAGGAGGAGGAGGAGGAGGAUCCAGGAGAGACGGAAAUCUCCGAGCGACUGAGCUGCAGUUCGGCUGGGCCAUUCGCUGGCGAGGAGGAGGAGGCGCCCCAGCAGUGCCGAGUAUUCGGAGGGCCCUGCAGUGCCGAGUAUUCGGAAGGCCCCAGCAGUGCCGAGUAUUCGGAGGGCCCCAGCAGUGCCGAGUAUUCGGAGGACUUUGAGCCCACCGCCUCUUCCGCAGCAUCUGAGGGGACGAGGCCGCCCUCCUCCUCCGAGGAGUCCGGGGGCCCCUGGGAUGCCUCCGAGCAAUCCAGCCCCACGGAGGCCUCCUCCCUCGGACGCCCUAUGCAGGGCCUCGGAAGCACCGCCCCGUCCCUACGCAGGAUCGCCGUGACAGACGCCGCCGUCCAGACAAACGGCUCUUCGCUCGCUUAUCACUGGUUGCAAACGGGCGUCCCAGUCACUCUUGGCCAGGCGGAGGGAGGAAGCGCCGUCGAAGGGGCCCCCGUCGCCAGCCACGUGCUGAGCCUGGAUGUUGUGGAAGCUCUGACGACGUACAGCCCUGCUGUCUUCGCUUUGAACGACCUCCUGAAGCAAAACGUGCUGCUCAUCCGGCAGUUUGUGGAGGCCAGCCGCCGUCUCCACGCCUCCUUCGUGGCGUCCCUGGAGGAGGAGGACUUCCACUACCACAGCCUGGAGGAAGCCAAGAGGUACAUUGACCGCCACAAGCCCCGGCCGCUGACCUUGGAGCAAGCGUUGCAGCGCGUGGAAGAGCAGCGGCGGUGGGAAUAAACGGCUCUUCAGGGCCGCGUGGAAGGGAAGAGGCCGCCCUCGGUUCCCGCAAGGGAAGCUUGCCCUCUGAGCACGGAAGGAGGCCAGUUCGCCGGGGCCGGAGGGCUCUGAUGGCCAAGGGAGCAGGGGCCCACGGGCCCAGAGGAGCCACAUCCUGAGCUCGGCAGAAGGGAGACCUGGGCGGAGGCGGGGCCCUGGCAGCCGCCUCCUGCAGCCACAGAGCCCUCCACGCGAAGGGCAAGCGGAGACCGCUGCCCCCCUCCCUCGCCCCCCUUCAAUAAAGCUCAGC